Messenger RNA from Cavia porcellus (domestic guinea pig), 1099 nucleotides. RefSeq names its product 6-phosphogluconolactonase (gene Pgls). The coding region runs from base 182 to 958 and encodes 258 amino acids. Lineage: Eukaryota; Metazoa; Chordata; Mammalia; Rodentia; Caviidae. The record is from RefSeq and is a predicted model, not a curated record. Gene Ontology annotation, molecular function: 6-phosphogluconolactonase activity. Gene Ontology annotation, biological process: pentose-phosphate shunt; carbohydrate metabolic process. The transcript is spliced from 5 exons.
CACAGCGGGUUGAGAUGGGCAGGUCCGCCCCACUACCCACCCUUUCAGACUUCACGUGCACGACUGCGCAUGUGCGCUGCGGAGCCCGCUCGAACUGCUACAGCCGAAGUGGCGCGGUAGACCUUUGCGCAGGCGCACUUGCGGCCAUCGGGAGUGCUUCCGCCUCCCCGCCACCGCCGCCAUGGCCGCGCCCGCCGCGGGCCUUAUCUCCGUCUUCUCGAGUCCGCAGGAGCUGGGCGCGUCGCUGGCGCAGCUGGUGGUGCAGAGAGCCGCGUGCUGUCUGGAUGGGCCCCGCGGCCGCUUCACGCUCGGGCUGUCGGGCGGCAGCCUCGUGUCCAUGCUGGCCCGUGACCUACCCGCCGCCGCCGCCGCCGCCGGACCUGCCAGCCUCGCGCGCUGGACUCUGGGCUUCUGCGACGAACGCCUGGUUCCCUUCGAGCACGCCGAGAGCACGUACGGGCUCUACCGGACGCACUUGCUGUCCAAACUGCCAGUCCCUGACAGCCAGGUCAUCACCAUCAAUCCCCAGCUGCCUGUGGAGGCGGCAGCGGAGGACUAUGCUAAGAAGCUGAGGCAGGCCUUCCAGGGAGACUCCAUCCCCGUGUUCGACCUGCUGCUCCUGGGCGUGGGCCCCGAUGGCCAUACCUGCUCGCUCUUCCCAGACCACCCAUUGCUGCAGGAGCGAGACAGGAUCGUAGCCCCAGUCAGCGACUCCCCGAAGCCCCCCCCGCAGCGGGUGACCCUGACACUCCCUGUGCUGAACGCGGCCAGGACAGUGGUGUUUGUGGUGACUGGGGAGGGCAAGGCUGCUGUGCUGAAGCGCAUCCUGGAGGACAAGGACUCUGAGCCGCUGCCAGCCGCCCUGGUUCAGCCCCACACUGGGACGCUGUGCUGGCUACUGGACGAGGCGGCUGCACGCCUCCUGUCUGUGCCCUUCGAGAAGCACUCGACGCUGUAGCCUUGGAGGACGCCUUGUGGGCUGGACUGGUACCUGCCCAGGGCUGGGCUCCGAGCUGCCCCUGCCUUUGGAAAAGUCCUGGGCAGCUGCUGGGUAUCACCAUCCUGGAACCACAGAUUAAAGGAUGUGGCUGGAACCCGA